AUGCCGUCAGGGCCUGUUGAUGAGCUAUUCGGAACCCUUUUAUCUGCCCUUUCCUACUCUUGUUGUCCCAGCGGAGCCACUAAGCUGAGUGGUCCACCCACAUCUGGCUGGCAAAUAUCAUCUUCCAAAGAAAAUCCGCUGUCCGGAUUUGGAAAAGGGCCCAAAAUUUUGCGAGCCACCAAAAUUGGACCAAGUAGAGCUUUUGAGCUUAAUCUCAAGCUCCUUCAGGCGGACAAAGAAGGCGGUUUUGUCCUUGCCCCGACAACCGUCUACAAAGAAAAGGCGGACGCUGCUGUCACCGAAAACUUCCAAGUCGCGAAUGUAAAACCUUCCAAGGUCAAGGCAACAGCUAGCAAACUUUGUGAAGAGGCUGGCCUUCAAAAACUGGCGUCAUCAGUGAGAGCAGCGAGGGGUGUGAACCUUUCAGUGUUCUUUUCAGCAAAGACGCACAAGCCGGAAGUUCCCUUCCGCGUCAUUGUCUCGGAACAGGGCACAUGGCAGCGCCUGGUGGGAAGGGAUGCCGACGUAGUCGGGGUAAGCACGAGCAAUACUACCGACGAGAGCAACAUAAUCUUGGGACGAGCGGGAGGUAACGUUUCUCCGUACAAGGCUGCUUCCCCGCCAAAUCCCCUCAACGCAGUCGCUCCGGGCACCCGUGGAAUGCUGGACAUACUGGGGGAAUUCCCGCGCUGGAAGCAGGUUUUGAACCGCCAAUCUCUGUGCUUCUCCCUCACAACGUCCAUCAACUACAUGCGCAGCAGCGCCGAUCCCAUCGACUUCGUGAGCGAAGUUCACAACGAUCCGGACGUGCAACGAUUCGGACGGCUUAGGUUCACAACCCGGGGCAGCAAUAACAAGUACCCGGUAGAAGACCUGCAGACGAUCUACCACUUUGACAACACAACGUACUCCCAUUUCUGGCGUUACAUUCGCAACGGCGACUUGUUAACCCUCUUCGCAUACGACACUGGUCCCACGCUAUCGUACAAGCUUAACCAGAUGCUCAGUGCUUACGGAAAAGACAAGUGCGUCGUCCUCGAUGACUUGUCGGAUGACAAUGUAGAGCGGAAUUUCACCUACCGAGGCCAGACUGUUCAUUUUGGCAAGUUCGAGAUACUGACAGCCGUGCAGUCUCUGAUGACGAGGCUCUACGGAGGACCAUUUCCUUGACGGAAGUGAAUGUACUGGACAUUUUUGACCCCGCACAAUUUUCCAGUGACGUCACCCGAUAUUCAGCUUUAUUCUAAUAACGCGAAGUGGCUAUCUAUGGCGAAUGCCUUUUAAAGGCAACCAUUUAUUGCACCAAAAGACACGCGCUGUACCUCAAGUAGUCGACGACUGCUUCGUGGUGUGCAAUGUUUUGGAUAUUUGGGCAUGAGUGCUAUAUGUACAUUCAAUUUCGCAACUUAUUUUCAAUAUACAUGCACUACCUA
Messenger RNA from Rhipicephalus microplus (southern cattle tick), 1433 nucleotides. RefSeq lists its product as uncharacterized. The record is from RefSeq and is a predicted model, not a curated record. NCBI's taxonomy places the organism in Eukaryota, Metazoa, Arthropoda, Arachnida, Ixodida, Ixodidae.